Messenger RNA from Metarhizium acridum CQMa 102, 4614 nucleotides. The record is from RefSeq and is a predicted model, not a curated record. NCBI's taxonomy places the organism in Eukaryota, Fungi, Ascomycota, Sordariomycetes, Hypocreales, Clavicipitaceae.
AUGCCUGGGGCACCAAAUAAGCGGCAAAACCGCCAGAACUUUAGCCACGCCAAGGAUCAAGCUGGUGUCGCGAGACUCCCACGGAAACGAUUCUAUCGACAGCGUGCUCAUGCCAAUCCCUUUUCAGAUCAUACCCUUGAAUACCCGUCAUCUCCGGAGGCAAUGGACUGGUCAUCGUACUAUCCGGCAUACGCAGCAGACACAUCCCCAGCGGAAUCGACUCACCUUCAAAAGUUGACAAAAGACGUGGAAGUUGUGGAUAUUGGAUGCGGCUUUGGAGGUUUACUUGUCGCAUUGGCCCCUCUUUUACCAGAGACCCUGCUGUUAGGACUGGAAAUCAGAACAAGUGUAACACAGUUUGUGCAGGAAAAAAUAUGGGCACUGCGGGAGCAAAAUGAAGGCAAGCUAUACCAAAACGCCGCCUGUAUACGAGCCAACACGAUGAAGUUUCUCCCCAACUUCUUCAAAAAAGCCCAACUGAGCAAGAUUUUCAUCUGCUUCCCCGACCCACACUUCAAGGCUAGAAAACACAAGGCAAGGAUUGUCUCAACAACAUUGAAUUCAGAGUAUGCUUACGCCCUGCGACCUGGUGGUAUUGUAUACACCAUCACGGAUGUGGAAGCUUUGCACCAAUGGAUGGUGCAGCACCUGGAUACUCAUCCCUCAUUUGAGCGGGUUUCCGAGGAGGAGGUGGAGAAAGAUGAGUGUGUCAAAGUUAUGCAGAAUGAGACGGAAGAAGGGAAGAAGAAAGCUCCCGUAGCUCCAGUGGCCCUCAGCAUUAUCGAUAAGAGCACUCUUCUCAACUGUUACUUGUACGGAGUAGUCUGUAGACAAGGCUCCACGCCUCUUAUCGCUCCCUGGUUUCAAGUGUUCCCUGCAACCACUCGAGAUACCAGACCCCUUCGACCUUCGACACUUGACCUCCACAAAGACCCCCGAUUCCUCAUACCUGGUAACCAGACGUCAGACCAUGCUGCUCCAUCGUCCGCAGCUCCGGCCAUGGCCUUAAAGCAGAGAGAUGUGGCUAUCGCUGCCGUAGCUGCCUUUGUUGCUUGGGGUUAUGCUGUGAGCUGGUUCUCCGUGUUGCGAUGGGCCGGCUAUGCAUUCGUCGCCGGCAUCCUUGUCACCAUCAUCGGCCUCGUCGCAACCUUACUAUUGACCGCGCAGCGACCUAAACAGAAGCCGUAUCAACUUCCUAGAGCAUCUUUUAUCGGCGCCGGUCGGUGGAAGAAAGAAGUGUCCGCUUUGAGGAAACGACAAGCCUACGAGAAGCAGAGACUGGAGCUGGGAUGCUCACCGCAUGUCCUUGAUGCCGUCGAUGGCCUGUUGGACCUGAUUCUUCGCGACUUUGUGUGCAGUUGGUAUUCUCAUAUCAGCCGGAACCCGGUCUUUCCGAACGAGGUUGAUCGGGCAGUGCGCCUGGCAAUUACGAAUCUGCUCGAAUCGUUGCGUGACAAAGAUCUGGCCGAGAUUGUUACGAGUCGACUUAUCCCCAUUCUCACGGCGCACUUCCGCGAUUUCUACGACGCUGAAAAGUCUGUGCGAGGCAGAAAGUUAAACCGCUCGGUUACGGAAUCCGAAGAGCUGGACCUUGCCAUUGCAUCCAAGUACAAAGAUGGAAGUUUGCACCCUGCUGCGUCGCUCUCUUUUCCGGAUACCAAGAUUGUGCAGCAAGAUUAUCUACGGUCACUGGCCGAAAGAAUUGUCCCCAAGGUGCUGCCUGGGAAAAUGCUAGCUAGCCGAUCUGUGUCUAUUAUUAUCCGGGAGAUUGUUAGCUGUGCUGUUCUGUCUCCCGUUCUACAGUUAUUGUCAGAUCCCGAUACCUGGAACCAAGUCAUGGAAAACUACGGCCGCACCAUGUUGCAAGACAGAUCGACAGUUCGUAAGCUCAGGGCAGCUCUUGAUCAGCAUGCGUCACCAACACCUCGAACGGUGAAAAUGGCACCGGCUCCCCGACUUGCGCCAGGCGACAGUGAGCGCAAGUUCGAAAAGUUUAUUCGGGCCAUACGAAAAGUAAACAACUUGUCGGAUGCACGCCGUUUCCGCAGCGAGGUCGCUAGUCAACUGAAACGAGAUUCGCUACAGGUGAAUCAGGACCCGGCGUAUUUGCGUCGCCUGGAAAUGGGCAAGCGAUUAUUGGAUCAAAGGGUUCAGCAUCUGGCUGCUGGAGGUGAUCGACAGCCUGUUUCAUUUAACCCAGCACCUGCACCUGGUGCUUCUGUCACAUCCAAGUUGGAAAAUGUCUCUCUUGUGGAACUUUUGAGAGACGCAUCUGGACUGUCGUAUUUCAUGGAAUACAUGGACCGGCAGCGCUUAAUGUCUCUGGUACAGUUCUGGCUUGUAGUUGAUGGGUUUCGAAAUCCAUUGGAAGACGAUGGCCAAGAGGAUGAACCGGCCUCCUCCAACCUACCUAUGUGGUCCGACUCUGACCGAAUGGACCUGCAGCAAAUCAACCAAGCGUAUUUGUCGAAGCCUGAAUUGCAUGUUCCAGAAUCGUCGCGCCGGGAGGUCCGUCAGUUUCUUGAAGCUGGAAAAUCUGCAACGCCUCUGCAAUAUCAUCGAGCCAGGAAAUCUAUUUUAAAAGCACAAAGUGCAGUAUUGGAGGAAAUGCAGUCGCAACACUACCACGGUUUCAAGAAGUCUGAUUUGUACUACAAGUGCCUUGCCUCACAAGAGUCGUCCACGGCGAACUUGGCACCGCCUCCUUUACCCCCAACUCAUCCACCUGCAACUCGAGCACCACAAUCUUACCAGGCCAGGCCAAAGCCGGUUUCUCGACUUGCAACAUCGGCUUCCAGCUACACCACCAGACGAUCCGAUUCUACAUCGGACCUGCGGGGCAUUGAUGGCAACUCUAACGGGCCAGACCCUCUGACACAGUCUCGGCGGUCGCUGGAUGAGACUGGCUCAGCACCACUGUUUGAUGACGAUGAUGUAGACAAUGAUGGGUUAAUGGACUCGGUACACAGUGCUGGUGAACCUGAACUACCGCUACAGGUGACCCCAGAUACACACGUUGUUCAAGCUGUCGAAGAAGCCCUGAACAGCAUCAUGGAUGAUGACCGCCCUCAAACUGCAGAAGAUCUGCGAGCCUCGCUAUUUGGAGACGCCGAAGACGCUGAAGGAAGCUUCUUGACGAACAAUGACCGCGAGUCCAAUCGGGGCUCAAUGGAUUCUGGACGACCCGUAAUAGCCGUCAAAGAUCAGGAGAAGCCUAGUUUGUCGUCCUUGGGUUUAGUGAGCGCGGCGUCCCGAAUCGGCGUUUUUGUGGAUGAUGAUUUGUUUGGAGAUGAAGAUAAAUUUCUCGCAGACGAGGUUGAAGAUGCCGAAGAAGGCAAUACCGACAAAGACGAAGACGACGAGGUCCAUGAAGCAGCACCGGGUGACCUCGGUCUUGCUGAAGCUAUAACCGCUUUGACCAACGAUAUUGACCGUCUUGUUGCGCAAGAAGCCAUUGUAGACUCGUUGACGCGAAAGGCUGAGCUAACAAACAACACAUCCGAGUUGCGAAUUUUGCGCAAGUCCAAGGCAAGCUUGCAAAGAGAAAUCCGACGCAAGGAGCUUCAACGACAGCAGUAUGUUGUUCAGGAGAGUGACAAUAGUCUCUACGGCCGGUCUUCAGUCAAGAUCAAGUCAAUUCAAGUUGGAAGGGAGGACGAUGGCAGAGAAUUUGCCAUGUAUGUUGUCGAAGUGCAACGGAACGCUGGUGAGCAAAUGCCUGCCGCGUCGUGGAUAGUCACAAGACGAUACAGUGAGUUCCACGACCUCCACCAGAAGCUACGAUCCAGAUAUCCAUCAGUAAGGAACCUAGAUUUCCCUCGCCGACGAGUUGUCAUGAAAUUCCAAAGCGAAUUCCUCCGCAAGAGAAGAGAGGCCCUAGAGAAGUAUUUACGAGAGCUACUUCUCCUCCCCGAAGUAUGUCGUAGUAGAGAACUUCGCGCGUUCUUGUCCCAGAGUGUGAUUACCCCUGGACAGGAUAUCCUGGAUCGCGAAGACAAGAAGGACAUUGUAUCCAGACUUUAUGACUCUGUCGCGGAUGGCAUGGACGAUAUUUUGGGCAAUAUUCCUGUCUUGGACCAGAUAUCUGUGGCUGGCCAGAAUCUCAUUGCCGCCGCCACGAACCAACUCAAUGCGAUGCCACUCAACGUGAAUGAAGAAGCCUUCCCGGCCGCAGAGGCAGAAGCGGAACUGAACGCAUUCGAAAACAAAGAACUGGAGCCUUUCAUCAAGCCUAUCUGCGACAUCUUCUUGGAAGUAUUCGAACUGAACAGAGGGAAUAAUUGGCUUCGUGGGCGCGCAGUUGUCGUGGUCCUACAGCAGCUUUUGGGAGGCACUAUUGAGAGGAAGGUGCGCGACAUUGUCAAGAUGCUGCUGCAGGAUGAAUCUAUUCUGCGAUACAUUGCUCUGGUGGAGGACAGCAUGUGGCCCAACGGGGUAUUGCAGCGCGAUAGGAAGCCAAGAUCCGAAGCGCAAAAGAAGAAGACUCGCACGGAAGCAAGCCUCAUGUUGGCCACACUUGUACCGGACUUGGCAGGGAACGUCGUUGGCAGAGCGAAUGCGCAAACUGCUAGUCGGCGUAUCUUUGCUACUUUGAACAAUUCGCGACUUAAGUGA